AUGCCUUUCCUGUCAUUUGCCCGUGCGCUCGAACUGAGGAGGCAGCUGGAAGGAACCAGAGCGGAGGUUGUCUGUAUCGGCUCCGAUGAUUAUGCGACGAGUAUUCGCCGAUGGAGUGACACGUGCGAAAAAGAAGCUGGUGCUGUUGUACGUGUAACCAGCACAUCCGAGGUGGCGGAGGUAGUACGCUUCUGCCGGAAGAAUCACAUCGACUUCGUGGUCGAAGCUGGUGGACACUCCACCACCGGGGCUUCCUCGUCGCAUGGAGGCGUGGUAAUCAGCAUGGCUAGAAUGUGCAAGGUGUUGACAGACCCUGCCUCUGAGACUGUGUGUGUUCAGGGAGGCGCUAACUGGGAUAUGGUCAAUCAAUCGACUGCUCCUUACGGGCUAGCUGUGGUAGGCGCUACCGCCAGUCACACUGGGCACGGCCUAAUUACAGACCAGUUGCUGAGUGUCAAGAUGGUCCUAGCCGACGGUAGCAUCGUUGAAGCCUCAGACGAGAAUAGCCAGGACCUCUUCUGGGCGGUUCGCGGAGCUGGACAAGCCUUUGGUGUUGCUACCGAGUUUGUAUUCCGUGCUCACAAAGUCCGAGACAGGUUUUUCGGAGGGUUGGUAUACUACGAUGUGGAUAAGCUGCCAGUGCUGGUCGCGUUUGCAAACGAGUUCGAUAAACGUCAGGAUCCGAAGAGUGGUUUCUUUUUUGGAUUCGCAGCUCCACGAGAGAUAGGGCACAUGGUAGUGCUAGCCGUACUCUUCUACGACGGGUCUGCGUACGACGGCGAAGCAUUCUUUGAGCCUAUCCUAAAUCUGAAUCCGCUGAUCAACCGAGCUGCCAUGAAGUCGUACAUAGAGAUGAAUUCAAUUGCUAAUGUCGACCCGGUGCCAGAAGGCCGCAAAAGCAUCGGUGGUGCCAACAUCAUGCCACCUCUCGAGACAAGCCUUUUGCAGAAUCUCUACAGUCAGUUUAAAGAGGCUAUGAAUACGUACCCUCGUAUGGAAGACAGCGCGUUGGUCUUCGAGCUGUUGCCUUAUACGAAGGCCGUGCAGGUUCCUAUUAAGGAGACCGCGUGUGCCAAUCGAGGACCUUAUUACAACGUUGGUCUCAUAUUAUGUUGGCAUGACUCUGAUCUAGAUGCGAAGAUGCAUGCUCUUCAACGGAGCAUUAUCUCCAAAAUCUUGGAAGCGCAACGAGACAUUACGGAUGAUCAUGCUGUGGUGUAUCCCAAUCUUGCCGGACAUGACGUUAGUGCCGAGAAGCUAUUUGGUGCUAACCUGCCUCGACUACAAAAGCUGAAGAAGAAGUAUGAUCCGCAUAAUGUAUUCCGCAAGUGGCAUGACCUACUUGCACCAGCAAGAUCCCAUGUAGAGCAGACAGACAAACCUUAG
Molecule: messenger RNA, 1386 nt
Organism: Aspergillus welwitschiae
Lineage: Eukaryota; Fungi; Ascomycota; Eurotiomycetes; Eurotiales; Aspergillaceae
Product: FAD-binding oxidoreductase
Exons: 4
Coding region: 1-1386 (461 amino acids)
Molecular function (GO): oxidoreductase activity; FAD binding
Source: RefSeq, a predicted model, not a curated record